Gasterosteus aculeatus aculeatus (three-spined stickleback) is the source of this 4789-nucleotide messenger RNA. It is a transcript of the gene mafgb, whose product is annotated as v-maf avian musculoaponeurotic fibrosarcoma oncogene homolog Gb. Gene Ontology annotation, molecular function: DNA-binding transcription factor activity, RNA polymerase II-specific; RNA polymerase II cis-regulatory region sequence-specific DNA binding. Gene Ontology annotation, cellular component: nucleus. Lineage: Eukaryota; Metazoa; Chordata; Actinopteri; Perciformes; Gasterosteidae. The record is from RefSeq and is a predicted model, not a curated record. Gene Ontology annotation, biological process: regulation of epidermal cell differentiation; regulation of transcription by RNA polymerase II.
UAAAUCAAGCAUUUGCAUUUCUUUCAAAAGUGCUGAAUGUAGCGGUGUUGUUUUGCUGAGUGUGCGCGGCCGCCCUCCGCCGUCACCGCCGCGCCGGUGCCCGUCGCUCGUCCCGCCGAAACUCCCCGGCAGCUCCGCCGGGCCGGUGGUGCUGAAUCAUCCCGGUCCGGCCGUCGUCCGCACUGUGAGCCGCCGCCGGGAGAGCCGGUCGGUCUGAGCGGAAAAGCCACGCCGACCGACCGAGCAACCGACCGGCCGGCGCCUUCCCCCCGUAACAACACAGACAAAGAGGGGGCGCAACGUCACGGCUGUCAAGCUUCACAAAAAGAAGAAGAAGAAGAAGAAGAAGAAGAAGCCAUGUGUCGGAAUUAGGAGCGCGAGCGCGGGGUCGGGGGGCUGUUUUGCGCCGGUGGAGCGGUCGGGGAUUCCCUUGUUCGGUGGCCACUAAAUGCCGCGACAUUUAGAAAAAGGUUGAAAGUAAGAAUAGCCGAGGGAGGAACCUCCGCCCCGACGCGGCGUGACGCCUUAGCGCGGCGAAACCCACACGACGACCUCCGCGUUUAGCCCCUCCGACUGUCCGCUCUCUCCGGGUGCUGAAGCGGCCGCGGCGGACACGCGCAGCCCGCAGCCGCCUCCUCCUCGCCGGCGGCGGACUCGUCUGUGGCUCCGUCGCCUUCUUCCUCCGGUCUGUUCAGAAGAGCAAGGCACUUGUGGCAUGACGACGACUAACAAAGGAAAUAAAGCCUUGAAGGUGAAGCGCGAGCCAGGGGAGAAUGGCACCAGCCUCACAGACGACGAGCUGGUGACCAUGUCCGUGCGGGAGCUGAACCAGCACCUCAGAGGGCUCACCAAAGAGGAGAUCGUGCAGCUGAAGCAACGGCGGCGCACCCUGAAGAACCGGGGCUACGCCGCCAGCUGCCGGGUGAAGCGAGUCACCCAGAAGGAGGAGCUGGAGAAGCAGAAGACCCACCUGCAGCAGGAGGUGGACAAACUGGCCAACGAGAACGCGUCGAUGAGAAUCGAGCUCGACGCUUUGAGGUCGAAGUACGAGGCGUUACAGACCUUCGCCAGGACUGUGGCGCGGAGCCCCUCCGUCGGGGUCGGGGUGAGGGCGGGCGGGGGCGCAGGAGGAGGAGGAGGAGGAGGAGGAGGGGGAGGGAUGGCGUCAUCGGUCAUUGGUCCACUCAUACCGGGGAAGAUGGCAACAGCCACGAGCGUAAUCACAAUAGUGAAGUCAAAAACCGAUGCGCGGUCUUGAGGAAGGGGACGAUGGAUGAGGGCGGGUCGGGUGCGGCGGCUUAAUCCUUCCUCUCUGCCGGCCACCUUUCCUCCACCUGCACUGACGUCAAACAGCGAGGCAGUCUUCACCACUAGGCCUCAGCAUGUUCCUGUCACCUGUCUCAGAUCAGUAAAAGUGGAGUAAAGGACGGAAGCAGAGGAAGAUUAUUGGGACCAUAACGAUGGAGGUCAAGGCGCAAUCGCUCAGCACAGGACCGACACACGGCAUUCCUACGGUCACUGAAAGGUCGGGAAAGUCAAAGGAGUUGAGAUUAGUUUUAAUCCAGGCCAUGGCAGGAGGGGGUAAUCCCAAAAAUGUCAAUGCCCGAGACACUCAAUCAUGUAAUUUUGUUCAGUUGCUAUUUAUGUGAGUCAGGUGUUUUACUGCUGGUAGAUCAAGAUGUCUGUAAAUUCAUAAUCUCGCAUAAAUGCCCACUAGAUCUGAAGUGCUUGUUUCCCCUCAAAUGAUGAUGUAGAAGAUGUGAGUUUAAAUUUGUUUGUCCUACAUAAAAAUAUUCUAAUAUUAGCAUUGCAUAUAUGUUAGACAAAAAAAAAGAUGGUAUUAAUGUAUUAGUCAUAGAAUUUAUUGGAUUAAAUUGACACAAGUGUUGGGUCCCUGAGCUCCAAAAGAAUUCACUAGCUUUCAUGUGGCCUGUUGGUUUCAGUGGCUGAAGAGAAGUCCUGUUAUGCUCGACCCAAGCCAAAAACCUUUUCACAAAAGAACCAUAGAAAUAUAUAUAAAUACUACACGGUGGUAACUGUAUUUUUACUGUUUUGUACUGUGUUGUCAUGCACAUGAGGUCCAAAGUGUAUUCUCUGUGUGUCAACUGUUAUAUAUCAGGAAUUCUGUGAAAUUCUGUGGCGCGUGUUGGUUUUGGUAUUGCUACAUUUAGUUAGCGUUCAUUUUUUUUUCCACGGUUUGUUCACUUCCUGUGUCCAAGUUCCUCUCGCCUGUUCCAUCUCAUUCAGUUUUGAUUUCAGCUGGUUCCCUUCAUUACAUAUAGUACUUCCUGGCAGAACAACACAGAAAGAGGAGGGUGGGGGAGGGACAAGGCAAUUGAUAUUUAGCCAAAAAAAACAUGCUAUAGACAGAAGGGGAUAAAGUCUUAUCUAAGUUUGUAGGGUUUUUCAGGGAAAUGGCAAUUUCAAAAUGUGAGCUUCUCUCAAAGUAUUCAAGAUGAUUGGAAGGGCAAGUGCCUUGGUCUCCUAAAGAUAUGCAUCAAGAAGAAGGGAAGAGGACAGUGGGGAUUCAGCGCAGGUGUUUGCCUGUACCUGUGCUUAAUGCUUAAUGUGAAACAUUGCCCAGUCAGGAAUCAGGUCGUGACAGCAUUUACCUGUGCGUUGCUGUGUAGUAGCAGGUUUAAUGAUGUUAAGUACACCCGUUUGUGCCACUUGGCAGUAUAUUUACAAAGUGUCGUCAUAACAGCUCCACUUUCUUGCACAGGACAUCCUUUUUUGUUGAGUAAAGUACAUAAAUAGUUUUUUAUGUAAAAUACUUGGUGUGCAUGUUUAUGAGUUUGAUUGUCAACCGAAUGGGCGCAUCUGGGUUAUUACACCAACAGCAACAUUCUGCCCUCAAAUCAAAGUGCUUUAUGUUGCAGUUGUUGCUUUUAACAGCAAAAGUCGCUUUGCGAGUCCGGGUGUGACUUUGGACGGUGCGGUCGGCCAGCAGAGACAUCGCUCUGAGUUCCCUCAUCUCACCAGAGUCCCACCAUAGUCUUACGUGGUGUUCUGUACUCCAAGAAUCCGUUGUCGAUGUCUGGUCUCGAGUCUGGAAUUUUAUAAAGACAAUUAUCUUUCCAUUGUUUGUAACGACCUGUAAAAAAAAAAAAAAAAAAAAAAAAGGAAUAACAAAAUCACUUUGAUAUACAGUGUGUCUCUAUUUUGCAAUUGUACCAAAAGUGGCUUAACUACUGAAUAGCUUUGUUUUAACUCUAGUGACUAGGCACGUGUGUGUUACCGUGAACUAGCGUGUGCUGUGCUGUGUAGGUAUGUGACGAGGUCACUGUAACGUUCACUGUUUCAUGGAAGUGACUCGGAUCCUGGAUGGACAUCAGGCCGAGGCGGGUGAUGUCACGGUGGGUCACUGCGCUCUUUCUCUAAUCAUAAGACCCUCGUCCUCGCGGCCUCAUCAUUCAGCUCCAGCACUGAACAUCUGUUGGAUCGGCUCUUUUUGCCGCUCGUUGUCCGCACUCACAACUUGUACAUUCUCAAGUGGACUUCGGCAGAGCCGCGUGUCGCUUCGGUUCUACCCCGUGGUUUUAUCUUGGUCAUCCGAAGCGUUGGAAGCUCGUUCUUGGCGGUGCAAUGACUGACGGGAGGAGGAAGUGAGACGGUGAACCUCACAAGCUUCAAGCUGUUGUGUGUUCCAAGGCAUCAGCGAUGGGACCCUUAACAAUGGGCCCCAAUGGCUGCAUCGCCCCUACUUAUUUUUCUAGUGUGUGGGGGGGAAAAAAAAUGUUUUUGAUGUGCAGAUUUUAUAUAGUUCUGUAUAUAUAAUGUUCCUGUUUUGUUUGUUUUUUGAAUUGUUCUGUAAGUGUCAGGGAAGUGAAACUAAUUUGUUAAUGUAUUUGAUGUUUUAUGAAGUGAAAAAAAUGUAUUACGCUAUUUAAUGGUUUGUUUGUCAGAGAGUUGGGUUUACUUCACAAAUUGUUUUGUUUUUUACCUAAUGCUGUUAAUUUACCGAAAUAUAAUCAACAGUAGCCUGCGUACAUGCAGCCUUUCACCUGAACCACUUCUUUUCCACUGUGAAGUAAAAAGGGUUAACUAGCCUACUGCUGUGCAGUUAUUAAGAGUAGCGAGGUUUUGUCUCUAUCUGCAUUCAUACAAUAUCAAACAGGUGACAACGGCUUUGGAAGGGAAAUGGGUUUGAGAUUUAAAAAUAGGAUUUCUCCAUAAUCUUAACACUGGUUUGCAGGUUCAGUCGACCGUGAAAUGGUUUCACGUCUAUCAUGUCACGCCACAGGAAUAUACUCCAGGGUGUUCAGCUACGAGCAAAUAUAGAUAUGGCACCCAGUAUAUUUAUGUAUGUGUUUUCUUUUUAAUUUGUCACGUUUCCGCGGUCAGAAUGCUAUUAUUUGAUUAUCUCGAUUUUUUGUUGUUGUUGUUUUGUUGCUUCCUGUCUGUAUCGCUCGUUUGCUUGUUGAAAGACGUUUGUUCGCUCGCAGGUAUAGUGAGGUGUUUGUGGUCAUGGUGGUGUGAAAUAGAAAGAGACGCAACUAAGCUUUGUUUGGGUCAGUUAAAGUGUUUGUACUGAAAGUGCCACUGUCAAGCUGCAUGCAUGUCUAUGCUCCUCUUCUCUCAGUUGGAUGUGUACUAUGGAAGCACAGAUGUGUCAACUUGGCGGCUGCUGUUUCAUAGACAUUUCUAAUUAUGCAAACUGUGCAAGGCAGAAUUAGAACUCCUGCCGCACAGGAGCAAUGAUACCUUCGUUGUGGUCGUGUCAAGUUGUCUGUUUUAUAAUUGCAGGUAUUUGCAUCAUGUGACAGGGUUAAAGAGCUUAUAUACUGUG